UUUUGCUUAGCUUUGCUUAGCUUUGCUUCGGACAUCGAAUCCUCGGAACAACGAACUGCCUUGUCGUCUCUUGAUAAUGAACAAAGCAGAAAUCCAGUCCACCCUCUUCAGGAAAAGUACAAUAGAAAUGAAAGGAGACCCACUUCACGAUUCUCUUGCCAUAGCCUCUGCCGCCUCCUCCCUCAGGUUUUUGAAUGGUGGGUAUGAUGAUCAACGCUAACUGGAGGCCCACGCGGCCGGGUGGCGGAGGAGGCUGGGGUACCGGAGCUGCACUUGAUGGGGGCUGUUGGAGGGUUCAGUUGCCGCCUCGAUCACGGGAGAGGAUUGUCCACAAGAUCUCAAUUGCAUCAGUGUAGUUGUUGUAGUGGUUGAAGACCCAAAGGUUUUCCACAGGAAACUUUUUCUUGGCCUACCUUGAGGUGCAAUGCUUGAACUCCCACCCCGUACCACUUGUAAUAGGAGGUGAUGCUAUUAAUGCGUGUGGAUUAGGCAUCGCCAAAAUUUUUUAGUUACGAAGUGAUUUAGUGAUUUCCGCUUCCUUUCCCUUUUAGUCUGAUUAUUUAAGGAGGAUAUCUCUGAAGAUGUUGUUAAUGGAGACAGAGCAUCAGAGUACCAUACCUAAUGCUUUGCCAUUUAACUCUGCUGGGAAUAGCAGUGAGGACUCGGAAUCAGAUAUGCAUUUGUGAAGAACAAGUUUUUCAAAGAGUGGAAGCAAGCUUCAGUCUAACUAGAAAGGGCCAAACGCUUGCAUCUUUUCAGUCAAACGUGCACGAUUACUUUCUUCCAAUCAAGAUGAAACCCAAAACGCGGUGGAUUACAUCAGCCAAUUGCCUGAUGCCAUAAUCGUUCAUAUCUUCUCCUUCUUGACCACAAAAGACACUGUCAAAACCAGUGUCUUGUCCAAGCAAUGGCGUUCGACUUGGACCUCUAGUCAGUAUAUGAGUUUCUCUUUGCCCCCUGGUGGUAGUCGGAAAUCCAAGGGCUUCAUCGCUUUUGUCAACUCAGUGCAGUCACGCUACACCUCAGAUAAGUUGAAAAGAUUCCUCUUUGAUGCUCCUUGUCUCGCCUUGAUGCGGUCAAGUCUUGAUAGGUGGCUCCAGUUUGCAGUUGAGCAUGAUGUCGAAGAGUUAUCGGUAACCCUAAAUUAUCGGCGCCACAAAAUUUAUGCAUUGCCUCAAAUCUUAUUUUGCUGCAAAACUCUGGUGAGUUUGCACAUAUCCCGAUGCUGUUUUGGGGUGUGUGGCACUGUGAAUUGGUGUUCAUUGAAGAUAUUGCACAUUGAACAUGCGAAGUUGAACGAUGAUGGGCUGAUGAGAGUUUUGAGUGGCAGCCCUGUUCUAGAGUUCCUUGAGUUAAAAAGUUGUGUGGGCAUCAAGCACAUCAUGGUUGAAUCAAAAAUUUUUCGAGAGUUGGUGAUUGAUUCUCAUGAGUUUCGUGGUCAAGCUUCAAUGUUGAAAAUUUCAGCUCCUCAUCUUCUCAAAUUGCGCCUAUUGGGCAAUUCUCGAGGGGGAGAGUUUAGACUAGAUGAAGUAUCUUCCUUGAUUGAGGCUGAGUUAAAUUUCAACAUGAAAAUUUGUGCACUCGAUAAGGUUAAGGCUCAUGCCGAUCUUCUCAAGGGGCUUCUCAAGAGGCUGCAUCAUGUCACGAAAUUAGUGAUGGGGAGCUGGUGCAUUCAGGUUCUGUCACUAAUGGAGGCGAGAGACAUCUUUCUUCCAUCCUUAGAAUGUCGGCAUCUGAUAUUACUUGGCGCAGCAGGCCAUGAGGGAGUUCCCGAGGCUAUAGCAAAAAUACUCGAAAGUACGCGUCUCUUGGAGAAGUUAUACUUACAAACGACUUGCACCCCCAAUCCUAAGAUUGAGUUGAAUGCAGAGAGUACAGGCUGCCACAUCUUUGCUGGAGAAGAAUUUUGGAAUUUUGUAAAGUGGAGGAUCUAUCAGUGUUUGAUGCAUCUCAAGCAUGUUGAGAUUGUUGAUUGCGGUGCCAAUCCGCUGCCAUGGGAACCUGUUAUUUCCCUGCUCAAGUUUCUCCUCCAGAAUGCACUCUGGCUGGACAAAAUAGUGAUCAAUAGCCCCAAUUCCAAAUCGUCCCAAGCAUUUGAACCAUCGCCGCUGCUUGAAGUGGCCCGGAUUCUUCUGUCGCACCCAAAGUGUUCUCCAAGGGCCAAGGUCAUUUUUAGAUAUCCUUUCCAAGGAUGUCCGCCUGUGUAAAUCCUGAUUAUUUCGUCAACACUGGUGACUUCUUUUUCUCCGUUUUGUACCCUGGGACUUAGCUUAACAUGUACAGGAGAUGUGAUUGAAUACAACACCUGGGGCAGAUAUUUGAAAUAAAUUUCCCUUUCUGCAUGUUCAACUGGAAACUUUUGGCUCAGCUUAAUAUUGUUUCAUGAA
Molecule: messenger RNA, 2387 nt
Organism: Eucalyptus grandis
Lineage: Eukaryota; Viridiplantae; Streptophyta; Magnoliopsida; Myrtales; Myrtaceae
Product: F-box protein At5g03100
Exons: 8
Coding region: 939-2207 (422 amino acids)
Molecular function (GO): protein binding
Source: RefSeq, a predicted model, not a curated record